AUGGGCUACGACUACGCUCUAGUGCACCUCAUCUAUACCAUUCCGCCUGCAAUACUUCUGUCCAUAGUCUAUUCGCCGCUAUGUACGCGGCUCGACAUAUACAGGAUCGUGUUCCUGCUUACCAUUGCGGUCGUCUCCACCUUACCAUGGGAUAGCUACCUUGUACGGGCUAGGAUAUGGUCCUACCCGGAGACCGCAGUCAUCGGCUUAACGAUACUCGAUGUUCCACUUGAAGAAGUCUUCUUCUUCUUCAUUCAGACUUUCAACACGACUCUGCUCUACUUGAUCCUGAACAAGCCGAUACUGCACAGUGUAUAUCUGGUCAAAGAGCAGAAAGGUCGGAACGACAAGUGGAAGUAUAUCAGGCUCAUAGGCCAGGUCGCGCUAGGCCUGACACUCAAGAAAGGUGUCGACUAUGUGCGCGCUGGGGGUAACGAGACUUAUCUGGGCCUCAUACUCGUCUGGGCUGUGCCAUUCCUGCUUGCGUUAUGGAGUCUGUCAUACCAGUUCCUGGUCUCCCUUCCAGUUACCAGCACGAUCCUUCCAAUCGCGCUGCCUACAGUGUACCUGUGGAUUGUGGAUACAUUAGCGCUCAAGCGUGGGACGUGGGUGAUUGGCUCCGGGACGAAGACGGGCUUGACUUUCUGGCCCGGCUUAGAGAUCGAGGAAGCGCUCUUCUUCCUGCUCACCAACUGCUUGAUUGUGUUCGGCUUGGUCACCUUUGAUACUGCAAUCGCCAUACUCAAUACUUUUCCGGCGCACUUUCGGCACGUACCAGCCCUACCGACACCAUGGUUUGCUAUGCGGGCUUUACUGCUCCCGUCGACCACUUACGAUGAUGACCGCACCAUAGGCCUGCAACAGGCGGUUGCACGCCUGCGUGCGAAGAGUCGGAGCUUCUAUCUGGCAUCCUCUGCUUUCCAGGGUCGCUUACGCAUUGAUUUAAUCAUUCUGUAUUCGUUCUGUCGAGUUGCAGAUGACUUGAUCGAUAAUGCCAGCGACGCGGCAGAAGCGAAGCAAUGGGUGCAGAAGCUGAAGACGUUCCUGGACUUGUGCUACAGUGGAAAGGUCAAGACGGCGAACGGCAACUUGAUUGAUGCCAGAGAUCCAAACCAAGGCCCUGCCACACUUUACGCGGUCCGGCAAUUUCCACCGGACGCGCAAUUAACGUUAUUGUUGCUCCCGACCGACAGACUCGACCAAGAGCCACUCUAUGAGCUUCUCAGGGGCUUUGAUAUGGAUCUCGCAUUCUCAGACUCAUCGUUGACUGGGCCGAUCAAAACAGAGCAAGACCUGGAUCUGUAUGGCGCACGAGUGGCAGGUACUGUGGCUUUACUCUGCAUCCAGCUCGUCCUGUACCACUACCCAGGCACCUCGGAAGCGAAAGCAAAGCGCUUAAUGGGCGCAGGACACGAUAUGGGUAUCGCGCUGCAAUACACGAACAUUGCGCGAGACCUCAUCGUUGAUGCGGAGAACAAGCGCGUCUAUGUACCGCCAAGCUGGCUCAAGAAGGAGAAGCUCACGCCGGAGUCGUUCGCCGGUGGCCUUACCAAAGCAUCUGGUGCCGAGCAGGAUGACUUCUUCCUUAAGAAGCUCUCAACGAUUCGGCAGCGACUGCUCGAUCGAGCCUUCCACUUCUACGAUCGCAGUGUCGGUGCGAUCGAGGAGCUGCCGGCCCCGGCGAGAGCGCCUAUGCGCGUGGCUGUUGAGAGCUACAUGCAGAUCGCGCGAGAGCUGCGUAAGCCUGGCUUCAAGGUCAAGGCUGGACGUGCAACAGUCCCGGUGUGGAAGCGGUUAUGGGUCGCCUGGCGGAUGCUCCAGGGUCCGCGAAAGCGCUAA
Molecule: messenger RNA, 1839 nt
Organism: Baudoinia panamericana UAMH 10762
Lineage: Eukaryota; Fungi; Ascomycota; Dothideomycetes; Mycosphaerellales; Teratosphaeriaceae
Exons: 2
Coding region: 1-1839 (612 amino acids)
Biological process (GO): biosynthetic process
Molecular function (GO): geranylgeranyl diphosphate synthase activity; intramolecular lyase activity
Source: RefSeq, a predicted model, not a curated record